CAAUCCCUCCAUCAGUGCUCAGACUGUCCGCAAUAGGCAGUCCAUGAGGAGGAGAUGCACUGCAGUACUUCAAGCAGCUGGUGGCCACACCAGAUACUGACUGGUGUUGGAGAUGGACACAUGGCUGCAGCAGCAGGGUCUGUGUGCGACAGUCUCCUCUGAUGCGGAGCGAUUGGAAUAUCUGUGGCGUGUCCUUGUCGAGAAGGAGAACAGUGUGAGGAUGCUCACUCGGGAACUUAAGGAAGUGCGAGCUAAACAUGCUGCUGAAAAUGACACGGUUCAGCUCUGCCUUCAGGACAUCCGGAGCCUUUCCAAGACAAGGCACUCCAUGGCACUGGAGCUCGAGUGGGAAAAUGAAACUCUCCGCUCCAGCCUGACAGAGCUCAAUCUGGAGCAAGAAAUCGAGACUCAUCAGACCAGGCAACAUUUUCCCAGUCUUCAACUGUCCAAUUUUGAGGCUCAGAAGAGUGAGAUAGCAGAGAUGUUGGUGCAGGAGGGCCUAGCUGAGGUCAUGACCAGCAGCCUGAGCGAGCAGGUGGCUUACCUUCUUGCAGACCGAGCUGCUCUCAUGGAGAAGAUUCAAGCUCUGAAAAAUGAAUCAAAGAUGUUAAAUGCAAAGAGUGCUCAGAAGGAAAAAACUCUUGAUGAGAAUGUAGAAAAGGUGGCGCCAUUGAGAGGUCAAAGCCCUUGGAGGAGGUUGCUUGGUUUCAGGAAAGCUGCACAGGCCAAGCAGGAUGAUGACCAGGCAAAAGAGGACAAAAUGUCUAAGAACAGAGAGUGGAGUUUGCUAGAGAGGGACCUGGACGAGGCCUCUACCAGGCUGAAUCUGGCUCACAAGGAGAUCCGGCGCCUCACUGACGAGCUCGAGUCAGCUCACCUGACCAAGAGUAUUUUCGAGUCAGAGCUCCAUGAAGCACAGGAGGAAGCUGAGCAGCUCAGUCGUGAAGUGGAGAAGCUGAAACUUCGUGAUAAUUUGGUCGAGGUUCAGGCUGUUAAGGAGAUGAACGAGGUCAUGGAUUCUGAGAUCCAUCACCUGAGGGACAGCAUUCACACCAUGCAAGCACAACUCAUAGACCUGGUAGACACAUAUACAUGUGCAGUGUUUUUAGUCAUCUUUUAGUUAGAUAAUUAGUUAGCUAAAUAUUUUAUUAUUAUUAUUACUAUACUAUUCACCUUAAUUAAAUAUAUUUUUAAAUAAUUAGAUUACUAGAAACUUUAGGGAGAU
Messenger RNA from Clarias gariepinus (North African catfish), 1225 nucleotides. RefSeq names its product cytospin-A. NCBI's taxonomy places the organism in Eukaryota, Metazoa, Chordata, Actinopteri, Siluriformes, Clariidae. The coding region runs from base 113 to 1120 and encodes 335 amino acids. The record is from RefSeq and is a predicted model, not a curated record. The transcript has 9 exons.